Messenger RNA from Sinocyclocheilus rhinocerous, 2483 nucleotides. RefSeq names its product DNA-binding protein SATB2-like. Gene Ontology annotation, molecular function: RNA polymerase II cis-regulatory region sequence-specific DNA binding; DNA-binding transcription factor activity, RNA polymerase II-specific. The record is from RefSeq and is a predicted model, not a curated record. Bases 30 to 2483 code for a protein of 817 amino acids. Gene Ontology annotation, biological process: chromatin remodeling; regulation of transcription by RNA polymerase II. The transcript has 11 exons. Lineage: Eukaryota; Metazoa; Chordata; Actinopteri; Cypriniformes; Cyprinidae.
CUGGUGUUCGCCCUGUAGUGUGGAGGGGGAUGGAGCGUUGCGGAGGAGAGAGCCCUCGUUUACGGGAGAGCCCUGAGCGACGUGGGAGCAGAAGUCCUGAUAUUGGCAGCCCCCCACCAAAGAUGGGUCGUGUGGAACUCAACGGUAGUCCCACAGGUCACCGCAGUCGCCACAAUGGGGCCCCACAGAGACCUCUUGGCGGUCUGAUGAUUCCAGUCUUCUGCGUAGUGGAGCAGGUGGAUGGAGGGAUGAUAUCAGAUGGAGAGAGCCGGGAGGAACAUGCAGAGUUUGUGCUGGUCAGGAAAGACAUCCUUUUCACUCAGCUGGUUGAGACUGCACUUCUCGCCCUUGGCUACUCCCACAGUUCUGCAGCCCAGGCACAUGGUGAGUUCAACAUUGUCCCAGACUCAGACUUUGCCAAACUGGAGGACCUUCCAUCAGAGCAUUGGAAUCACGCUACAGUACGCAACGCCCUCAAAGAACUGCUCAAAGAGAUGAACCAGAGCAUACUGGUCAAAGAAUGUCCUCUCUCCCAGAGUAUGAUCUCCUCAAUAGGGAAUAGUUCCUACUAUGCUAACGUCUCAACUGUCAAGUGCCAAGAGUUUGGUCGCUGGUACAAGAAGUACAAAAAAAUUAAAGGGGAUUAUUUGUGGCAAGGACGGGAGAGCUCGGAAAUCAAGGUUGAAAGGGACAGUCUCACUGACUUCUGUGUAUUAGCCCAGCGUCCGCCCUCUCACCUGGCUGGUCUGGCGCAGCUCUGUCCCUUGAACAGUGCCGGCUCUCUGGUGAAAGGUGGCUCUGGAGAACCUCAGAAUUCAGCCCAGUCUCAGCCUCCAUCCCAAGGGCAGCCGCAAUCACAGCUCCAUCACAGUCCUCCGCUACGGGCUCAGGUGCCUCCUCCACCUCCGCCUGCUGCCCUGCAAACUCUUUUGGCGCCUGGAGGACUUCUCCCACCCCAGCUCAGUCCACAGCUGGUGAGGCAGCAGUUAGCCAUGGCUCAUCUUAUCAGCCAACAGCUGGCCGUCAGCCGCCUCCUGCAUCAGCAUCCGCAGGCUCUUAACCAACAGUUUCUCAAUCACCCACCCAUCCCGCGGCCUAGCAAGUCCGGUGGCCCUGGAGAGCCUGGGUCCAACCCCUCAGCUGCGGAAGUCUCCUUUGAUGUCUACCAGCAGGUGCGAGACGAGCUGAAAAGGGCCAGUGUCUCACAGGCAGUGUUCGCUCGAGUUGCCUUCAACCGUACCCAGGGCCUGUUGUCAGAGAUCUUACGAAAAGAGGAGGACCCACGCUCAGCCUCUCAGUCCUUGCUAGUGAACCUCAAAGCGAUGCAAAACUUCCUGAACUUACCUGAGAGUGAAAGGGACCGAAUUUACCAGGAAGAGCGAGAGCGCAGCAUGAACCCCCCUGUGAGUCUGCCCCCAAGCACAAACCCCAGCCCUGGUUGCACUCGCCUCUCUCAGAAAGUGUGGGAGCGCAGCAUCGAUGAACAGUUAACCCCUGACGCAUGGGCAUCUAUUUGGAAGAAUAAGACCAAAAUCACAAACUCGUCCAAAACUUCUGGUCCUAACCCUGACCUUCCCCUGAAACUGGAGCCGCUGGUUAACAUCACCUCAGCCAUUUAUGACGAAAUCCAGCAGGAGAUGAAACGGGCAAAAGUGUCUCAGGCACUUUUCGCCAAGGUGGCAGCCAACAAGAGCCAAGGAUGGCUGUGCGAGCUGCUUCGCUGGAAAGAGAGUCCCAGCCCGGAGAACAGGACUCUCUGGGAGAACCUGUGUACUAUCCGGAGGUUUCUGAGCCUUCCACAAGCGGACAGGGAUCUGGUGUAUGAGGAAGAGUCCCGCCAUCACCACAGUGAACGGCUGCACACUGUACUACACUUGCCCACUGACCCUCAGGCACUUCACAGACUGCCCAUGCAGCCACUGAAGGACCACUCUCCCAUCCGAGAAGAACCUGUUCCCAGUUCUGGAGCCGAAGAGAACCCUCAGGCAAAUGCAGGUUCAGGCAACAGCGGGGGGGAUUGCAACAUCACAAAAAAACCUCGCUCACGCACCAAGAUCUCUCUGGAGGCUCUAGGCAUCUUACAGAGCUUUAUCCAAGAUGUGGGCCUCUACCCUGACCAGGAAGCAAUCCACACCCUUUCAGCCCAAUUAGAUCUGCCCAAACACACCAUUGUUAAGUUCUUCCAGAAUCAGCGUUAUCAUGUGAAGCAUCAUGGCCGACUAAAGGAGCUCGGAUCUGAGGGCGGCGGUGUAGACGUAGCUGAAUAUCAUGAUGAGGAGCUGCUCUCCAGUUCAGAGGAUGCGGAAUCCAGUGAAGAUGGCCAUGAAGAGAUCUACAGUGGGCAUGAAAGCACACCAGCCGGAGCAGCCAACUCUAUCCCAACUCCAGCUGUUUCUUCAGGCCAGGAUGAGAAUAAAGACAAAGGCCUGCCCCCAUGUGGUUCAUCCCCAAGUCCCCGAGAUCAAGCAGAAUAUCAGAGAUAA